This is a messenger RNA of Erythranthe guttata (spotted monkey flower), 1133 nucleotides long. Its product is annotated as transcription factor bHLH104. The record is from RefSeq and is a predicted model, not a curated record. Gene Ontology annotation, molecular function: DNA-binding transcription factor activity; protein dimerization activity. Gene Ontology annotation, biological process: intracellular iron ion homeostasis; regulation of DNA-templated transcription. NCBI's taxonomy places the organism in Eukaryota, Viridiplantae, Streptophyta, Magnoliopsida, Lamiales, Phrymaceae.
GCGACUCUCUUUUUUUUUUCAACCAAAAUUUCUCAACAUUCGCUUUCUGUAAAAAAAAUCAAAACAAAAACCUCCAUUUUUUUCAAUGUCUAAUUGAAUUGAGUGCUCCCAAUUCUUUGCCCUAAUUUUGACAUUUUGAUUUUGAAAAAUGAAUGAUUAUAGUAAUAAUCAGCUGGAUUCAUUCGACGAUUGCUGGACUGACUUAAUUGAUUGCAGCAGCCUCUUGGACGACGGCGUUCCGGCGGCGGCCGAUCUAUAUUGGAACCCUCAGCCGCCCAUCCAAAAUGGUGGUGUGACAAUUGAUGCCUCACUUAGUGGAAUUAUAUCACAAGUAAGUGAAUGCGCCGAAGAACAAGAAUGUCGAAGAAAGAGAGGACGCAGUAGUGGUCAAUGUGGUGUAACGGGAAACAAAGCAUGCCGUGAGAGAAUGAGGAGAGAGAAAUUAAAUGAAAGGUUCUCGGAACUGUCUUCGGUUUUGGAACCUGGUAGACCGAUUAAAUCCGACAAAUUAGCCAUACUCGGUGAUGCCAUUAGGGUUUUAAACCAGCUAAAAACCGAAUCAGACGAGUACAAAGAGAUGAACGAAAAACUCUUGGAAGAGAUCAAAACUCUAAAGGCUGAGAAGAUCGAACUUCGAGAUGAGAAAAUGGUGCUUAAGACAGAUAAAGAAAGAAUGGAGCAGCAAUUGAAAACGAUGGCUGUUCCUCAGACGGGAUUCAUGCCAGCUCAUCCAUCGAUGUAUCAGGCGGGGCCCAAUAAGAUGCCCAUGUACCCCAACUUCGGUCUUGUGCCUAUGUGGCAGUAUUUACCGCCAGCUGGCCGUGACACAUCUCAAGAUCCCGAGCCCUUUUCUCGUGCUGCUUGAUAUUUUCAUAAGCUUGUGAAUAUGAAUUUAAUCCGCCGAUUGAUUAGCUUCGUUUUUUUUCUGAUAUUCGGCGCUAAUUUUUUUCUAGUAUUGAAUAAGUGGGAAAGAUUUCGAUUUUCUUGAGGGAAGUGGAUUAUGUUUUUGCUGAAUUAGUCGACGAUUUUAUAACGUUCGAACUGUGUUGUUUUGGUGCCCGGAUUUAGGAUUUAUUGCUUGGUGUAGUAUAUGGAGGGUUUCUAUUGUUGGUUGAAAUCAUCUUCUUUUUUUA